CUUACCUAUUAACAAAGAAAGGAUUUUAAAAUGGCUAAUAAGAAAAAUGGACAAGUGGAUGUUAGCAGUAGUGCUCAAAAUGACUCCAAUUUAAAUUUUUACUUAAACUCCCUUAAAAUCUUGUAUGAUGAGUUUCAUGAGAGGAUCGCAUUCGCAAAUGAUAAACUGGCGGGAGGGGGACAGGGGAUAGAAGAAAUUUAUGAAUCCGAUAUACAAGCGGCACAAGAUGACUAUACAAGGAGGAGAAAGAAUCUAUACGAUUGCAUUUAUUGUGAGAUAACUGAAACCAAUCCGGAAUUGAAAGUAGAGUACAAAGAGGCCAUCAAGAAGACAGAGCCAGACCUAACUGAAAACAAUUCUGGGUUGAAUAUUGAGUACGAGGUGAUCGUUAAGAAGACAGAGGCAGAUCUAACUGAAAACAAUUCUGGAUUGAACGUUGAGUACGAAGUGGUCGUUAAGAAGACAGAGGCAGAUCUAACUGAAAAUAAUUCUGGAUUGAACGUUGAGUACGAAGUGGUUGUUAAGAAAACAGAGGCAGACCUAACUGAAAACAAUUCUGGAUUGAAUGUUGAGUACGAAGUGGUUGCUUUGGAUACAGAAGCAGAUUUAUCUGAAAUCAAUUCUGGAUUGAACGUUGAGUACGAAAUGGUUGCUAUGGAGACAGAAACAUAUUUAUCUGAAAUCAAUUCUGGAUUGAACGUUGAGUACGAAGUGGUCGCCAUGGAGACAGAGAGAGAUUUAUGUGAAAACAAUCUUUUUUUGAACAUAGCAUGUAAAGAAGACAAAAAGGAGACAGAGUAAUAGACAGUAUACAAAAGAUUGAUGUAUUUUUACAUUAAAAA
Molecule: messenger RNA, 842 nt
Organism: Teleopsis dalmanni
Lineage: Eukaryota; Metazoa; Arthropoda; Insecta; Diptera; Diopsidae
Exons: 2
Coding region: 31-801 (256 amino acids)
Source: RefSeq, a predicted model, not a curated record